GUAAUUUCAUAUUGCUACAGUUCCUUCCAAUGUUGCACAUUCUACGUUUAUUAUAUGUUUACACAAAAUUCGUUGAAUACUUAAUUUUAAGAAUCCUUCGUGAAUUAUGAGGCUGCAUAAGAUAUUGAUAAAGACACCUCGAUGAUUAUUAAUUCGUGUAUGAAACUAAAUGACGGUAUUGAACAGCACCUCGGUUUACAUCUUUCGUCAUAAAUGAACAGUUGACUCGACACGUCACAGUUGCAACAAUUGGAACGUUACGAGCGAUUUGUUGUGGUUUUAAACAUAUGUAUACGUUAACUGUCUCGAUUCCAGCUACGGUUAAAUACAUUUCGUGACAAUUUGCGAGACCGUAUGACAGAUGUUAUAGAAUAAGCUUGAGGAAUAUCGGUUUCAAGAAACUCGAUACUGUUUGGUUUACAAUGAAGGUCGAAACUAACUGCAUUUAAAAAUUUCUUUUGCAAUAGAAUAACUAUAAAGAGUUACUAAUGUACAUAUAUUAAGGUGCCUUAUUUGCUAAUUAAUGUAGAAGAAAGUUCAUUCGGGCAACGAUCAACAAUGGAUGUAAGUUUAUUGUUUCGAGCCAGUGUGAAGACCGUAAGUCUUCGCAAUAAGGAUCUAGGGUUUCCAACCAAUACGCAACCUCUUAAGAAGACUAGAAACAAAAGUCCUUUCUUUAUAAAAGCACAGGCAGUUGUAGUACAAAUUUCUAAAUUACACGAAUUCUUGUUAGAAAACCGCAAAGCAUAUUUGAACUUUUCCAACCAUUUGUCCUAUGUACCUAGUAUGAGCGAUACUGAUCGCGAUGAAAUAGAUAUCGGGGCGCAAAAGAUAAUGACCACCUGUUCUCAGUUAAUCAAGGAUUUACGAAGAGAGAUCGCAGACGCAAAGGUCUCACCGCAAAAUUUGGAGCAUAGGGAAAUCAUGUUGCUGUUGAUAGAAGAGUAUCUGAAAAAUGUAUGUAAGAUUUAUUCAGAACAAAAAGCAAUGCGCGUGAAGAGAGCGAUGGAAGUGAGAAAAAUAGCAAAGUUAGAGUUAGAACCUAAACCUGUAAAACGGCUAGAACUUGAAGCAAAAAAAUCGAGUUUGAAUGCGGAUGAAAAACUAGAAGAGAAAGAAAGUAAAACCGAUUCUAACGACUCUAGUCCUAUGAAAAUACAAGAAAUAAACGGAGACGUUAAUUCGUUGAUGUACGAAGAGGAAUUGUCACCUGAAGAUAUACAGCUGUUCGAAGCGGAAAAUGAACAGCUGUACAACGAACUUAACACGAUCACGGAAGAAGUGAAGCAAAUAGAGAGCAAAGUAGUACAUAUAGCUGAGCUACAGGAGAUAUUUACGGAAAAGGUUUUAGACCAAGAUAAAGAUUUAGAUCGUUUGAUGACGACGGUCGUUGGAUCGACGGAGAACGUGACCGAAGCUAACGAACAAAUCAGACAAGCUAUUCAACGGAAUGCAGGGCUUAGAGUAUCGAUACUAUUCUUCCUUUUAGUUAUGUCGUUUUCACUGUUGUUUCUAGAUUGGUAUAAUCCUUAA
Molecule: messenger RNA, 1533 nt
Organism: Colletes gigas
Lineage: Eukaryota; Metazoa; Arthropoda; Insecta; Hymenoptera; Colletidae
Gene: Syx18
Product: syntaxin-18
Exons: 2
Coding region: 559-1533 (324 amino acids)
Biological process (GO): retrograde vesicle-mediated transport, Golgi to endoplasmic reticulum
Cellular component (GO): endoplasmic reticulum; SNARE complex
Source: RefSeq, a predicted model, not a curated record